GCUAGUCCACUCCCAAGUCGUCUUUCUCUUUUUCACACCGUCUCAAUUCACACAAAUAUGUUGAGUCUUAAUCACUAAGUAAUUCAGAAGAAUCUAGUAAAGCCUCUAAUAUUACUCAAAAAAAUCAACUUGUCUUUUCCUAGAGAGUUUCCUCUAUUCUAUAUAAGCAGGUCGUCUUAAGUUUUUGUUGCAUAGACUACAAAACUUUGUUAGUAUCACGAAAAAGAGAAACAAAGAGACUGAUUAGGGAAAUGGCUGGGGACGAUUCUCAUGAUCUGAUGAAGCUACUUGGUUCUUCAGACCGUGACUUUCUCAUUCGCAACAACGGUGACCAGGUUAAGCUUGAUGCUUUAAAGGAGAAAAAAGUUGGUUUGUAUUUUUCAGCAUCAUGGUGUGGUCCAUGCCAACAUUUCACCCCGAAUUUGGUAGAGGCGUACAAUGAGCUCCUACCAAAAGGAGACUUUGAAGUUGUUUUCCUUACUGCUGACGAGGAUGAUGAAUCAUUUAAGGAGUACUUCUCUAAAAUGCCGUGGCUCGCUGUCCCAUUCUCUGAUUCUGAAACACGUAAACGUCUGAAUGAAUUGUUUGCUGUUAAGGGAAUACCCCACUUAGUGAUCCUUGAUGACAGUGGAAAGGUAGUGACAGAUAACGGGGUUGAGAUCAUCCUUGAGCAUGGGGUGGAAGGUUACCCUUUUACUCAAGAACGGCUAAAUGAACUUAAAGAGCAAGAAGAAGCAGCUAAAAGAGAACAAUCUUUGAAAUCUAUCUUGGAGUCACAAUCAAGAAACUAUGUAGUUGCAGUUGAUGGGAGGAAGGUACCUGUUGCUGAGCUUGAAGGCAAGAUUGUAGGCCUGUAUUUCUCAAUGACCUCUUUCGAAGAAUGUGAAUCAUUUACUCGGAUGCUGAUCGAUAUGUAUGACAAGUUGAAGGCGCAGGGGGAAAACUUUGAGGUUGUGAUGAUUCCCCUUGAUGGUGAAGAUGAUGAUGAAUCUUUUAAGAAAGAGUUUGCAAGCAUGCCUUGGUAUUCACUUCCCUUAAAAGACAGGACUUGUGAGAAGCUCGCCCGGUACUUUGAGCUCUCUACCCUUCCUACCUUAGUCAUCAUUGGAACAGAUGGGAAGACUCUUCAUUCUAAUGUUGCUGAAGCCAUCGAGGAGCAUGGCAUCCUGGCAUAUCCUUUUACCCCCGAGAAGUUUGCUGAACUUGAGCAGAUAGAGAAAGCUAAGCGAGAAGCACAAACACUGGAGUCAAUUUUGGUCACUGGAGAUCAUGAUUUCGUCAUUGGAAAAGAUGGUGAAAAGAUUCUGGUGUCUGAUCUUGUAGGGAAGAAUAUUCUCCUUUACUUCUCAGCACACUGGUGUCCGCCAUGCCGUGCUUUUACACCAAAGCUUAAAGAAGCAUAUGAGAAGAUUAAAACCAAAAAUGGUCCAUUGGAAGUGAUUUUCAUAUCUAGUGAUCAAGAUCAAGCCUCGUUUGAUGACUAUUUUGCUACAAUGCCAUGGCUCGCUCUUCCCUUUGGCGAUGAAAGGAAGGCAUCCUUGAGUCGCCUUUUCAAAGUUCAAGGCAUACCAACAUUGGUUGCUAUAGGGCCAUCGGGCAAGACUAUUACAACUGGGGCCAGAAACAUGAUCAUGCGUCAUGGUGCUGAGGCUUUUCCAUUCACCGAGGAGCGUAUGAAGGAAAUCGAGGCAGACAUUGCAGAGAAAAAAGAAAACAACUUGGAUCCGGAGGUAGAUCAGAAGGAGCAAGGCAAAGAUGAAAAGAAACCAAACGAAGGAUGGGUUUGUGAUGGUGAAGUUUGUUCCAAAAGUUAAUUUGGUUAUUAUGGGUUCUUAGGUUUUAAUCUUGUUUUAUGACUAUGUAGUACUACGUGUCUUAUUCAGACAGAACUAUGUUUCAUUAUAAGGCACAUUUAAUAAAGAUCAUUCUGUGGUACUACAGUCCAUAUGCUCACUCCCUUCUGUAGAUGUCAGAUCAAAGAUGGCACUUAAUCUUGACUGGAAAAGCUAAGUUUAUCUUGGUUUCAAUUAAUGUAAAACUUCAUGUCAAUCUGGUCAGGAAAUUUUACUUUCUCCAUGGUAAAAUUCCUUUGAAAGGAAAAUAAGGGGAUAGCAGACAAA
Messenger RNA from Nicotiana tabacum (common tobacco), 2120 nucleotides. Its product is annotated as putative nucleoredoxin 1. The record is from RefSeq and is a predicted model, not a curated record. Gene Ontology annotation, molecular function: thioredoxin-disulfide reductase (NADPH) activity. Lineage: Eukaryota; Viridiplantae; Streptophyta; Magnoliopsida; Solanales; Solanaceae.